AGGAAAAUGAGAAGUGCUCGCUGCUUGUGGGCGACAGUUUGAGCUGCUUCGCCGAACACGCCAGGUGUGCACAACGUUCUGUGGAUAUGGCCGGCACGACGACUGAGAGCGGACAUGAGCUGGUUGAGGUCCCGAAGCCAGAGCUGGAGGGACUGGAGCGGCACUUCACCCCCUGGGCGGACGGGCUGCUGCGCCUCCGCCCCGGCCACUGGCUGUUCCCGGGCGCCUUCGCGGAGACUGCCGACAAGAUCUACAACUUCAGGUGGAAGGAGGAGGACGUGGUGGUGGCGGGCUUCCUGAAGACGGGCACCACGUGGCUCCAAGAGAUCUUGUGGACGAUGAGGAACAACCCGAACCUCGACCACCCGCUGGCCAACACGCCCAUUCUUGACCGUGUCCCGAUUAUUGACACAGAUAUGUACAUUAACCCGAAGGCUUUUCGCUCUGUGACAUCGAACCACCCACUGAAGCCGAUGCUGGACGACUUCAAGAGGAAGUGUCCGGACGGGGAGGCCACGCGUGGAAUCUACAUUCAGAUGGCCGGAGUGUUGCCGGAGCCCAGAGCCCUCAAAACCCAUUAUCCGUUCUCUGUCCUUCACCCGGACUUGCUUGAGCACACUAAAUGUGUAUACAUCGCGAGGAACCCCAGAGAUGUGGUCGUGUCACUGCACCACAUGAGUCGUCUCUUCAAAUACAACAAUUACAGUGGCACUCUAGAGCAAUUCGUUGAUUACUUUAUUGAUGGCGACGUGGUUCAAGGACCGUACUGGCUACACGUGAAGGAAGCCUGGGAGAAGCGCAACCACCCCAAUUUACAUUUUCUUUUCUAUGAAGAUUUAAGGUCUGACGUUAUGAAAGAACUCCGGAGACUGAAUGAAUUCCUGGGUACCAACCUUACUUCGGAACAACUAGCCAAUGUUGAGCGUUAUACCAGUUUUGGAGAGAUGCAGUCAAGAAACAACUUCACCAAUACCAAAAGGCCAGAUAACCCUGGGGUCAAGAAGGAGGUCGAGAACAGGGAAGGUGGUUUCUUCAGGAAAGGAGUCACCGGCAGCUGGUCCAGUACUCUAACACCAGACAUGGUGGAAAAGAUUGACAAGUGGACAAAGAAGCACUUGAGUGAGAUCCCAUUUAGGUAUAACUAAACGCCUUUUCUACAAGGUGUUCUAGGUUUCAAGUGUGCAUCAUCCAACGACUGUCGCAAUAGCGGCUGACCAUAUAUGUGAUUUACAUAUGUUUGAUUGAUAAUCACAUCUGAAUAAACAUCUCUGUCGCAA
Messenger RNA from Penaeus vannamei (Pacific white shrimp), 1277 nucleotides. NCBI's taxonomy places the organism in Eukaryota, Metazoa, Arthropoda, Malacostraca, Decapoda, Penaeidae. The record is from RefSeq and is a predicted model, not a curated record.